CGACACGUAGGUCAUAUCAGCGCAACUCCAACAAUCGCUUCUCGGUCUCUGAAAAAAUAUUUAAACAUCAGUUUUUCGUCGUCCGUUGUCGAGUUGUGUUGCCCGCUUCCUUCUUUUAUUUAACGUCAAAGUUUUACGAUUUUUACUUCUACAAAAAUGGCAUGCACCGCUCCGAAAAAAGUGUGCAUCGUGGGCAGCGGAAACUGGUAAUUGUUUUGUUGGAUAUUACGAUUUUUCUAUGGAUUUUUCAUUCAAGCUUUACUGCGUCUUAUACUCUAACCUCACUUUUUGGAUUUCUUAUUUAUAGAUAAGCUUGUUAGGGGAUCGGCAAUUGCAAAAAUCGUAGGAACCAAUGCUUUGCGACAAAAGCACAUCGACGACAGGGUCACUAUGUAUGUUUACGAGGAAAUGAUAAAUGGCAAAAAGUUGACAGAAAUCAUUAAUGAACAGCAUGAAAAUGUUAAAUAUCUGCCUGGUCACAAGUUACCGCCCAAUGUAGUUGCCGUACCAGAUGUAGUUGAUGCAGCAAAGGAUGCUGAUAUUUUAGUUUUUGUAAUACCCCAUCAAUUUAUCAGGACACUGUGUUCAACUCUUUUAGGAAAAAUCAAGCCAAAUGCUAUUGCACUAUCUCUUAUUAAGGGCUUCGACCGCGCUGAGGGCGGCGGUAUCGACCUGAUUUCGCACAUCAUCACCCGCCACCUGAAAAUCCCAUGCGCUGUUCUGAUGGGUGCAAAUCUGGCCAACGAGGUGGCCGAUGAGAAUUUCUGCGAGACCACAAUCGGCUGCAAGGAUGUACGCUUUGGACCCCUACUCAGGGACAUCAUCCAGACUGACUACUUCAGGGUUGUUGUCGUUGACGACGAAGACACCGUCGAAGUUUGCGGUGCUCUUAAGAAUAUCGUAGCAUGUGGAGCUGGUUUCGUAGAUGGUCUCGGUCUUGGGGACAACACGAAGGCUGCCGUCAUCCGACUAGGCCUGAUGGAGAUGGUAAAAUUCGUAGAUGUCUUCUAUCCAGGUGGCAAGCUGUCCACUUUCUUUGAAAGUUGUGGUGUUGCCGAUCUUAUCACCACCUGCUACGGAGGCAGGAACAGGAAGGUCAGCGAAGCUUUUGUAAAGACUGGAAAAUCAAUUAAAGAAUUGGAAGAUGAGAUGUUGAAUGGACAAAAAUUGCAAGGACCUUUCACCGCCGAAGAAGUCAACUACAUGCUGAAAAACAAGAGCAUGGAAGACAAGUUCCCAUUGUUUACUGCCAUCCACAAAAUCUGCACUGGGCAACUUCGACCAGCUGGCUUCAUCGACUGCAUCAGGAACCAUCCUGAGCACAUGAAUUCAAAUUUAGACACAUACAAGUCAGGCCGAUCCAUCCACAAUAGCAAACUUUAAUAUGAGUUCAUUCAAUAAGCCUAUACUAAUCUUAAAUGUUCAAAUUUAUGCAUGUACUGUUAUAUUUAUUGUAAAGUUCAGUGAUGUUUUUGUAGUCUUAGUUACGUUAAAUCAGUGUGUACCCAUUUUCAGCGAACUUUUUAUUAGUUAGCUAGCAUAUACUAUCAAAUGUACUGUUUACCUCGAUCAAUAAUGCUUGAAGCCAUACGCCAUACCAAAGUAUCUUAUGUAAUUGUAAUAUUUUGAUCAUAUCUGACCUUGCUUUAUUCAACCAGUAACGACAGCACAGAAAAUAAUCAGCGAUGAAGUUGAAAUAAGUUAGGUCAGAAAAACUUUAAUAACAAUACAUAAUUGUCAAUGUCAGUAUAAGAGAUGUUCUUAUCCUAUUUAAGCAAAUACUUUGGAUAUUGCUAAGUCAAGCAACAUGGCAUUGAGGUUAAAAUGCAAUAAUUGUGUAGCAUUUAUUAGGAUAAUGAAAAUGUUUUUAAUCGUUGCUGUUAAUAUGUGAUGGAAUUUGAAGUAUAGGUACUAAUGCAAUCUCAUGGAAUGGAUAUUCAAUUCGAAAAAAUCCCGUUAUGUAUAGUAUGCAAAACAUGUAUAAAAAUGUUUGACAGUUGGCAAAAACAUUUUAAUUUUCUUGUUGUCACGUCUCUGAUGAACAUUUUUGAGAUAAGUUGUUAAUUGCAGAUUAUGGUAAAGUUUGAUUUUAUCCCAUAAGGAAAAACAUGUUUCGCAUUUUUUCGAAUUAAAAAUCAACCCUAUGUGAAUAAUUUGAAAGUUUACCAAAACGUGAAAGUAUUUCUAUUUGGGACCUGUUUAAAGCGAGAGAUUCCUUGAUCAUCAAUAAGGGUUUUAGUGGAUUAAUGGUAUGACAGUACAAUACCACCAUUACUUUCAUAAUAUGUCUACUAAAAGUACAUUUAAAAUCUUCCGCUUUAUACAGUUUAGGUUCAUUGCAAUAUUUAAGCGUAAUAAGUUUGUAAUUAUAUCAAAUCUUAGAGCAUAUUUUUUUACUAAAACACUAUUGAAUGCACAAUUUGAAUAGUUUGUCUGCAGUAUCAUAAUAUAAAGUAAAAGAGUCUGGAGAAGAAUUUGAAAGUUUUUGUUUGUAGUAAGUCAAUUAAUGAGUGUAUACAGGUAAUCUACUAUGGUGUACAUUGACCCCCACUAUCUUUUUUGUAUGAUCGUUUAAAACAAAAGGUUGUAAGCAGAACUUGUAGGGUCCUCAUGACAUAUCUUUAUUGUCUCAAAAAAGUGUUAUCCAAUAAAGUUGUAUGUUUUAAAUGGAACUUAUGUAUAUUUUUAGUGAAGAUGAUGGCGCUUUUUUUCCGAAUGUAUAUGGUUUGUCAUACUUAAUACAAUCACUUUAAUCAAAAACUUAAAUUUUGUGAGCCAUUUAUUUGUGUGUAUCAGUGGUCAAACCAGUGUGGACACCCGCCUAUGCUAUCUGGUAUUAAGGUCGAAUACAUAUGACAAAAUGACAGGCAUAAUUAAAAUGUUCAACUGAAACAAUAAAAAUAACUAGAACAAGCCAUAUAUUUGUAUCAGAAGAAAACCUACGACCAUUUGCACUAAAAAUAUCCAGGGUGUUCUAUUUAAAAAAUACAAUUGUAUUAUUAUUUAUUAGACCAUAUAAUUAUUGGAUACAUAUUUUUUUCUAAAAGGUUAAGAGGGGGGUCAACUAUGUAAGUGGACCUCGUACAAAGUGGCGUGGAUGUAUAGCAGAGGUUCAAGAUAUGGAGAUUUAUUAUUGGCUGUGAUAUGCUAGCCCAUCGUUUUGGGGUGAGCGGGGAAAGUAAUCUUUUUCAAAUUGGUGCAGGUGAUGCAUUUUUCCUUAGUAAACAUUUUAUAUUUCUCUAAUAAUGUAGUAAAUACAGACAUAUUGGAAUAUACAUAGCUGUUUUGGUUGAUACAUAGUUUCCGUAGUUUCUAAAGUAAUUUUAUUAACGCGUAUUAGACGCAAACCUGGCCUUGCGAAUUGAAAAUAUCCCAGUAAUCAAGAUUUCUUAUAAAACAGAAAAUAAUGCUUGUACUUUAAUUGCCAGUAUUUUUAAUAAAUCAUAAAGUUCAAUUAGGUAAAAUAGUGGUGUGGAAAAAAAUGUGCACUAAGAUUUAGUGACAGAGAAUAUUAAGCUGUGUAAGAGGAACUCAUUUGCAUUUAUUUUUUCAGGGUAAAAAAUCCAGAAACAGAAAGCAUUUAAUGCUUUUGUUAAAAAAUUAGUGCCAUUUAGGUUUAUUGCGGACUAUUGUACAAUAACUGGUGAAUUUAUAUAUUAUAGCAAGUACGAAUAAAUCUACUUUCAACAAAAAUGUGUUACUAUAUGAUUGCUAUCAGAUAUGCGGUACAUAUAACUAGCACCAGGCGCGGCUCCAGGGGCAUGCUUUGGGGGGUAUUGCCAUGUUUGCGCUUAUUAUAUAGUAAUUAAGAAGGGGAAUAAUAAACAGGAUGCACAUUUAAGUUUUCAAACAAAAAACAAUGAGGUCUCUCCUUUCCCCUUUCCUCAUUUUUUCCUGCAAGUCUGAGGCUUUGUGGGGGCAAUGGCACGUCCCCCCCCCCCUUGUUCCGCAUUCCAAGUCGGUUGUCACACUGACAGUAACAAGCAUAGACCAUAAAUACUCAUACGUUUGCGAGAAAAUUUUCGGCGAUACGAAACUAAAGAACGUAUGUCUGAACUUAUACAAACAAACAUCCGCGCACAGAGGCAGAUUGUAUAUGUCUGUGUGAGGGAGAUGGGUAUGUCAAAGUGAUGCUGGUAGUUUUAGUGUGAUCCGCCAAAAACCGUGAAAUGCACUAUAGAAGAGUAUGAUAUUUUAUUAAGACUACAUUCAUAUAAACAAUACAUCCUUGAUGUUUUGUAAUUGCAGUUACUGUUUUGGGUUAAAAUGAAACACAGGUCACAAAGGGCUGGAUGACUACGAAUAGCACAAAUGAAAUCUGAUUGUUGAUUAAAUACUCGAACACCCCGAUAACGUGGCAAUCACGCAUUUUUGUGAAAAAAUGGUUAAUGGAAAAGUUUCAGUCUAUUAAAAAGCAAUUUGUUGAUUAUCUCUAAUAUAACCCAUGCAAUGACCUUAGAGUUCAUUUGGAGCUCAAGUUUGUACAUUCUAAUAGAAACACUACAAACGACAACAAAUCCGUAUGGAGCUCAGAAAUUUAAAUCGGAAUGUAUUUUCAUACAUGACGUCAAGUGGUCUUAAGUGGUUGAAUAAGGUGGAAUACAUUAUUAGUCAUUGGUAUCACAUACUGUAACGACUGAAAAGUACACGAACACCUGAGGAUAGCUUUAGGUGAUCUAAA
This is a messenger RNA of Acanthoscelides obtectus, 4681 nucleotides long. The record is from the annotation of a GenBank genome assembly. Lineage: Eukaryota; Metazoa; Arthropoda; Insecta; Coleoptera; Chrysomelidae.